UCUGCUGGUACGUUUCUUAUCCAUUAAUUCAUAGAGAAGUUCCUUAGUUCAUCUCUUGCAGAAACAUCUCAUUGGAGAGGAGGGGUCCGCAAAUAUUCUUGACAUUCAACUCCAACACCAUAGCUUUUCUCGUCUCCUGAGUGCAGUGGUUUUUCCUGAAGUAAACAUGCAGCACAGUGAAAGAGAAGACGUCUCAGAAGACAUCUCCAUCACCGUUAUUGAUUCAGAGUUAGAAUGCAGCAUCUUUAGAAUACACAACCUACUGCGGAAGGUAAAUGAGAGUGCUUAUGAACCAGAGAUCAUAGCAAUAGGACCAUAUCAUCACGGAAAACGUGAUCUCAUGAAUAUGGAGGGACACAAGGAGCAGUAUCAGAAAUUACUUCUUGGUCAAAAUAUUAAAAAAUAUGUUGAAGCAGUGGGGCCACUGAAGGAAAAAGCACAAAAAUGCUAUGCAAAGCCCAUUAACCCUUCACCACAAGAUUUUGUCAAUAUGAUGGUGUUAGAUGGCUGUUUUAUCAUACAAUUAUUACUUCACUUCAACAGACAGAAUGUGAGAGACAACAAUGAUCCUAUUUUCAAACAGGAUUGGAUUCUGAACAGUUUACAGCGCGAUUUAAUGUUAUUGGAGAACCAGCUUCCUUUCUUCAUUCUCUGCAAAUUGUAUGAAACACUUGAGCUUCCAAACGAAGGAGGUGGAUUGAUUAGUCUUGCCUUGAACUUUUUCAUUGAUCUUUUACCAGUUCAAGUGUCAGCAAACAAAAAUGGAAAUGCACUGGACAACAUCAGACAUUUACUUGACGAAAACAGAAAUCCACUGGAUGACAUCAGACAUUUGCUUGACUUGAUUCACAGAUUUUGGUCGACUUCAAAACUCAAGCCUCAAAAUGAUGUGGAAAGGAGUACAGGAGAGUACGAGUCGAUCCGUUGUUCCACACAACUUGCAGAGGCUGGAAUCAAGUUAGAGAAAUUCAACCGAAAAGACAUAUUUGACAUACAAUUCAACAAUGGUUCACUGCAGAUCCCAACGUUGGUCAUUGAAGACCGGACAGAAUCUUUCCUCCGAAACCUCAUUGCCUAUGAGCAAUAUCGUGGGGGUGGAGGUGAUCAAAUCAACAUUGUGACAGACUAUGUGACAUUCUUGGGUUGCCUCAUCAAGUCUGAAAAGGAUGUAACAAAACUCUCCCACCAUGGAAUCAUUCGUAACCUUGUUGGUGAGGAUGAAGUCAUCUCUCAAAUGUUGAACAAAUUGACUGUCUGCAUCAUUGGGCCAAGUAGAAACUUCCAUUACGCUGAGAUAUUCGGAAGACUUAACAUCCAUUGCAACAGAAUUGUGAAUCGAUGGAUGGCUAAGUUAAAGAGAAAUUAUUGCAACAGUCCUUGGAAAAUAAUUUCGAUUAUUGUUGCCUGUCUUCUGCUGAUACUUACUUUGUUACAGACUAUAUUUUCGAUUUUAUCUUGGAAGAAGCAAUAGUUUGACAAAGGCCAACUGUUAGUUUGUCGAAGACUAUGUAACAAGACAUUUGAGUUUCUGUCCUGUUGCAACUUGCGAGCUUUGGAUCAAGGACCAUUGAUUUUCAAUGUUGUACUUCUAUAUUAUAUGGAACUGUGCUUUUACCUUGUCAACUUA
Molecule: messenger RNA, 1627 nt
Organism: Coffea eugenioides
Lineage: Eukaryota; Viridiplantae; Streptophyta; Magnoliopsida; Gentianales; Rubiaceae
Product: UPF0481 protein At3g47200-like
Exons: 2
Coding region: 167-1471 (434 amino acids)
Source: RefSeq, a predicted model, not a curated record